Messenger RNA from Seriola dumerili (greater amberjack), 2210 nucleotides. It is a transcript of the gene znf385d, whose product is annotated as zinc finger protein 385D. Bases 210 to 1532 code for a protein of 440 amino acids. Gene Ontology annotation, cellular component: nucleus. The record is from RefSeq and is a predicted model, not a curated record. Gene Ontology annotation, molecular function: nucleic acid binding; zinc ion binding. NCBI's taxonomy places the organism in Eukaryota, Metazoa, Chordata, Actinopteri, Carangiformes, Carangidae. The transcript is spliced from 8 exons.
UACGGAGGGUCCACAGACAGCGGCGGCGUGCAGAGUGCAUGCAGCAUGCAGACUGGCCAUUGACGCUCCUGUUGGAUUGAACACACAUGCACGGACACACACACCCCUUGAGGAGUGUAUGAGACAUGCCCAGGCUGCUGUUCAUGGACACACACACACUGGCAGGGCACCAGAGAGGAAAUACAGCAGACCCCUGAGCCUGAGGAGCUAUGGAGAGCAGCAUGUUCUUUGGUAACACAUGUCAAAAUGGCCUCAUGCCUGCCCUGGUGCGUCCCACCCUGCCUGCUGCCGUCCAGACCUCACUGGGCAUGAAGCAGUUUCUGCCAUUUCCACUUGAAACGGCCUCGGCGGUCAGCCUCUUCCCAGGAUUCAACACGAUGGACCCGGUGCAGAAAGCUGUCCUCCAUCACACCCUCGGCCUCCCUCCCACCGCCAAGAGGAAGCACGUCUCCUGCAGCGUUUGCCAGCUGAGGUUCAACUCACAGAGCCAGGCCUUGGCCCACUACAAGGGGACCAAACAUGCCAAGAAGCUAAAAGCCCUGGAUGCUCCGAAGAGUAAGCUCAAAGGCUCAGUGGUCACCAAGGAAACCACCAACCAGGAGAUCGCCAAGGGUAUCAACACCUCGCAGGUCCCCAAUGGCACCGACAGGAAAGAUGGCGUCCUCCCCGGUGCUGUUCCACUACCGCUCUCCCCUGUGCUCAGACUGGCACAACCCUUGGCAACCCCUACAAUGCCGACGCCGGUGCCUGCGGCCUCGCCGAUAGUCCCGAGCAGCACGGCAGCCACAGCCCCAGAGACUACCUCAGCUGCCGGAGGGGACGAGAGGCAACCAAAGCUCAACGCACCCUCAGAACCAGACCUGGAGCCCGAGGCCGAACCCGAGGCGGAGACGGACGCGGAAACAGAGGAGGAGAAAGCUCGGCGUCUUUUGUACUGCUCGCUCUGCAAGGUGGCGGUCAACUCUGCGUCACAGCUGGAGGCCCACAACAGCGGUACGAAGCACAAGACGAUGCUCGAGGCCAGGAGCGGCGUGGGCUCCAUCAAGUCCUUCCCCCGGCCGGGAGUCAAAAGCAAACUGGCAACGUCCACCAAAUCGUCGACGGGCCUGCAGAACAAAACGUUUUACUGUGAGACGUGUGAUGUGCAUGUCAACUCCGAGACUCAGCUAAAACAGCACAUCAGCAGCCGGCGUCAUAAAGACCGGGCAGCGGGUAAACCGGCCAAACCUAAAUACAGCCCCUACAGCAAGCCGCAGAAAGGCCAGACCAAGCAGCCGAUAAAGCUGACCUUGGGAAAGGAGCGCCAGUGUCAGCAUCUGUCCGCCCAGAUCAUACCUGCUCACCUGGCAGCAGUGGCAGCAGCUGCCGCCGCCGCCAUCGGCAACUCUUUCACGCACCGCACGAACCACGCCACUAACCACGCCCCGACCACUGCCCUCUUCCAGACACAGACCCUCCCCGCUGCCCUGCUCCGCCCGGCCCCUGGGCCUGUCAGGACCUCCCACCCACAGGUCCUAUUUGCCCCUUAUUGACCUGUUGUUUGACCUGGGCGGAGCUGCCCCACCUCCCGUCAAGGACCAAACCAUGUGCUUCACCCACACCAGGCCAAGGAGUCGUGUCAGUACCUGUACUCCUUCUAUGCAUCCAGGAUACUGAACAUCUUCACACCGAGAUCAAACCUCUCACCUGUCCUCAUAUGGAUUAUCCCGCAUUCAAAGCUAAACUGGAUGACGGCAGAGCAUUGGGCGCUUUCUGGUGAUGGAUUUAUUUCUCGAAUCCCACUGAAACCUGGACUGUACAUGCUUUCUGUGCCAUCCUGCAGCCCGUGGCUCACACCCAGACCCCAGACUUGGACCUACAUUGUACCGCAAUAAUGUAUAAGACUAACCCCGUGAACUAUGCAGUGUCAUUAUUUCAUGAUGUAAGGCACAGUUUGAGCUAAAAAUACGGUAGGGAUGUGCUUUUUGUAAAGAUACAGCGUGGCACUAAGAUCAUUGCUUUAGUGGAGGAUUACUGUCGCUCAUAAUUUAAAAGGCUGUUACUGAUCAUAAGAGCGAGCAAAGCCCUCCUCUGUUCCUGUAUGCACUUUAAGCCCCUCCUCUGUUGAUGUCUACAUUAGAUGGCUAGACUGUGUUAGAUGGUUAGAGUAUGUGUCGUAAUGUGUGUUUUUGUAUUCGUCCUUGCAUUAUCUGUGUGUGUGUGUGUGUGUG